Messenger RNA from Aspergillus brunneoviolaceus CBS 621.78, 380 nucleotides. RefSeq lists its product as uncharacterized. The annotation marks the transcript as partial. The transcript has a single exon. The record is from RefSeq and is a predicted model, not a curated record. NCBI's taxonomy places the organism in Eukaryota, Fungi, Ascomycota, Eurotiomycetes, Eurotiales, Aspergillaceae.
CUAGCAAGUGUUCACCAAGAUCUUAUCGAAGGCCAUGGUGGGGCCGCCAGUGUAGCAGUUGGGCGACCAUCCGGCGGACACGUCGGGGUUGUUGUAGCAGCUGGAGCCGUACUGGCAGAAGGCGACGCCGCAGGCGGAGGCACCGCCGGCGAUCUGACCGCUGGCCCAGGUGUAGCCGUACUGGUAGACCUGGUUGCCGGCGCCGGUGUCGUAGGCGAUGGUCUCCUGGUGGAAGGUUCCCGUGCAGUCGUCGCCGGUCCACAGGUUGACGGUGACGUACUGGGAGCUGGCCAGGGCGCCGGUGGCGGCGAAGAGGGCGGUGGCGAGGGUCUUGGAGAGCAUUCUUUUUCGUUGAUUGGGUUGGAUGGAGGAGAAGUAGG